Rhagoletis pomonella (apple maggot) is the source of this 2647-nucleotide messenger RNA. RefSeq names its product U3 small nucleolar RNA-associated protein 4 homolog (gene l(3)72Dn). Gene Ontology annotation, biological process: maturation of SSU-rRNA from tricistronic rRNA transcript (SSU-rRNA, 5.8S rRNA, LSU-rRNA). Gene Ontology annotation, molecular function: protein binding; RNA binding. Gene Ontology annotation, cellular component: 90S preribosome; t-UTP complex; small-subunit processome. The record is from RefSeq and is a predicted model, not a curated record. Lineage: Eukaryota; Metazoa; Arthropoda; Insecta; Diptera; Tephritidae.
CUCGUGACAGGCUCCUUAGGUGCCAUACGCAUAUGGGAUGUGAAGAGUGGUCAUGCGCUGCAUAAAAUGACUGUUGCACGGGCGGAAAGAAAGAAGGAGGUGAUAGUGUGGUCACUUCAAGUGCUAAGUGAUUUCACUAUCGUUUCGGGCGAUUCUCGUGGACAGGUAACAGUAUGGGAUGGCAAAAUGGCGACACAGCUAGAAUCACAUCAAGUGCUUAAAGCGGAUGUGCUAACGGUUGCUAUAAAUGAAGAAGAGAAUAUGUUAAUGUGCUCAGGAAUCGAGCCAAUUAUCAGAAUCUAUGCCAAAACAAAAAUCAAGCGGGAAGACACGGAAUACAAUUGUUGGGUUAAAUAUCUGCAACGUAGUGUGCACGACAACGAUGUGAAGGCAUUGAUAUGUGCUGGUGAUCGUAUAUAUUCCGGCGGUAUGGACGGAUAUUUAGGUAUAUCUUCAGCCAGCAAACGUGUCUCUACAAUAGCUAAAUAUGGUCCAUUCUUAAAAAACCCGUGUGUUGUUAUAUCACCCAACAACCGUUUAUUACUGCUUCGUUAUACAAACUAUCUAGAGAUAUGGCGUCUGGGCUCUACCGAUGGGAGACCACAAUUUGAGGGAUCUGCCGAAGAUGAGCAGGAUAACAAACCAAAGCACAAAAAUAAAGCACCAGACCGUAGGCUAUUUGCCUUGAAUUCAGCGCCUGAAAAAUUGUUAGAAUUCAAAAGCACACAUGAGGAGCCGAUAGUUUGCGCGACAAUUUCACCCGACAGUCAGUGGUUGUGCUAUUCAACACAAAAGCAUAUAAGACUUUUCCGUUUCGUGCCAGCCGUGGCCGGCAAAAAUGAUACCCAACUUGCGCGCAUUAAAGGGCUGCCCCAACAGUUUACCAUUGCCUCCCAUCUAACAUUUACUAGCGACUCUAAGCGCUUAUUCCUCGUGCAACCCAAUACCCAUCAAAUACAUGUAUUUUCGGUGGUCAACAAUGGUAGUACUGACUUAGAUUUUGUAGAAAGUAUUGAAACCAGCAAACACAUAAAGGACGUUAUUAAUCUAUUGGCUGUGUCAGAGUGCGGUACAUACGUAGUAGCGACAGGUACUGAUCAUACUAUUGGUGUGUGGCGCAUAUUCCAGGGGAAACACUACAAACACCAUCUCAAUAUGCCACGCUACUCGGCUAUUACCACUGCGUUGGCGAUACAUGCGCAAGAACCACGUCUUGUUGCAGCAUUUUCCGAUGGUAAAAUUAUUGAAUAUGACUUAGAAGAAAUGUGCUUCACCUGUUCGGAGCAGGAAUAUUUCGUGGACAACGCAGAAACGCAUUGUGUCUCAAAUGUGUUGGUAGAUAAGCGCAAUCCCAACCACAUUAUACUACACAAUGAUGCGUAUUUAUAUGUGUUGGAAAAAACGACAAGUAAGGAAGGAGAGAACGGGCAAGAUGAGGAUGCCGGAGAAACACCGAAAAAGAAGGCUGGAAAAAAGUUCAAGCGUGUAAAUAGUGACAACAAAGUCAGUGGUCUGCGUUUAAAGUUCAAGAAAUCCUUCGAGCAUUUAAUAUCACUCUGUUGGCUUAGCACGGACGAGCUAGUUGCAGUUGGUGUGAACCCUAUCACGUUGAUAGAACAACUGCCGGACGUAUUCAAACAAAAGAAAUUCGGCACAUCUUAAUGUAAAAUAUAUAUAUAAAAGCAAAAAGUAUACAUCCGUAAUGUAGAAAAUGUGCUUUGUUUUAUAAAUUAUGUAAUAUUAAGGUUUAUAGUUAAAUUAAAAUAAUUGUAUCAGUGAUGUCAUGUUUAUAAAUACUAGCUCAAGAAAUACCUUUUGAUAGCGAAGGCAUUUAAAUACUGGAUAUUGUAAAAAGCUAAUGGUAGUGUUAUUAUUUAUAUACUUGAUGUCAAAAAUACAUAUAUGUAAACAAGUUUUACGAAAGCUAAUACUUAUAAUGAUUUUUAUAAAAAGUACAUAUAUGCUGCGUAGAAGCACUUUUGUAAUUGCUCGUAAGUUAUAUACAUACAUAUAGAUCAGACAUGUACACGUGAGCCUCACGAAGCCACCCGGCUUUUACGUACAAAUUAUGAGUGCGAAGCCACCGAACAUCUGCGACGCUAUCAACCAGCCAGUUUCCGUUUAUACACACAUACUGAGUCAAAAAUGUUGCGCAUGUAUUGAUAGCUCUGUCAUCGCUGUGCAUCACUGAUAUAGAUAGGCAAAUAGUUUAUAAAAGUUUCGAAUUCAACCCAAUAACUAAUGAAGGCCAACACUCUACGAUCAACCUUUACUUCCUCAAGUUAAAAAAAUAUGGUUACGUUUUGUCACCCAGAACAAACAUACAUAUGUACAUACAUACAUAUAUAACUUAACUUAUGCAUUGUAUAUGAAAGGCCUGUGGCAUUGAAUCAUUCAGCAAUUGCAAGCUCUUCAAAUCGUCAUUAACAUUUUGAAAUAUUUCACUUUGUAAGCAUACUACUAACUACUAUUGUUGCUGCUCUUUCUGUUACGAACAUUGUUGCUUUUUUGGUUUAACUCGUCUAGCCGAAGUCUAGACGUUGGCGCGCAUUCCAUGCCGCAAUGUGACAACAACCACCAUAACAAUAGCCGCCCACUACCCAAAAAUAAAUACUACAACAGCAGAAACAAUGCAAAAACAAAAAAA